Messenger RNA from Funneliformis mosseae, 2301 nucleotides. The record is from the annotation of a GenBank genome assembly. Lineage: Eukaryota; Fungi; Glomeromycota; Glomeromycetes; Glomerales; Glomeraceae.
AUGGUUAUCGCCACGAAUUUAGGUUUCCCUCGUAUGGGCGCUAAACGUGAAUUGAAACGUCUUGUUGAAAAUUUUUGGGCUGGAAAAAUUGACGAAAAUGCCCUUCUUAGUGGUGCAAAGAAACAUCGUGAGGAGCAUUGGUCUCUCCAAAAGAAUGCUGGUCUCGAUCACAUUCCUUCUAAUGACUUUUCUUUUUAUGACCAAGUGGUCGACCAUUCCUAUGCUUUUGGUGUCAUUCCUGCACGUUAUAAGAACCUUAAACCAGGUCUUGAAACCUAUUUCGCUAUGUGUAGAGGUCUUCAAAAAUCGGGAGUUGAUGUUGAAGCUUGUGAAAUGAAGAAGUGGUUCGAUACCAACUAUCAUUACAUCGUCCCUGAAUUUGAUUCAAACCAACAAUUCAAUCUCAAUGCGACCAAAAUUACUACCGAAUACAAUGAGGCUAAAGCCGUUGGUAUUCAAACUCGUCCCGUCAUCCUAGGUCCGGUCUCCUAUCUUCUCCUCGGAAAGCCUGCGAGAGGUUCUCCUCAAGAGUUUGAACCAAUUCAGUUACUGAGCAAGCUUCUUCCUUUAUAUGAGGAAAUAUUAUGUAAAUUGGCUGAGGCUGGAGCUACAUGGAUUCAAAUCGAUGAACCAUGCUUAAUUCGUGAUCUUCCUCCCACCCUCAAAAAUGAAUAUACUUCUGCCUAUAAUGUGCUCACAAAGGUGUCUCCUAAGCUGAAAAUAUUGAUUGCAACAUAUUUUGAGCGCAUUGGUACCAACAUUGAUUUCAUUAUUGAUACUCCUAUAAAUGCUAUUCACAUUGAUUUGGUUCGUUCCCCUGGCCAAUUGGAACCAAUUUUGAAACGUCUGCCUUCGACCGUUUCCCUGUCCCUUGGUUUGAUCAAUGGACGUAACAUUUGGACGGCCAAUUUAGAUGAUGCUUUAGCUGAAGCUCAGAAAGCCGUCACCGCUCUUGGUUCUGAGCGUGUUUUCAUUGCUCCAUCCUGUUCUCUUUUGCACACACCUCAUUCUGUUCAAAACGAAAAAAAGAUGGAUUCUGAAAUGUUGGGUUGGUUAUCGUUUGCUGUUGAAAAGAUCCAUGAGUUGGUAAUUAUCUCUAAAGCAUUGAAUUGCGGUGUCGAUUCGGUUCAGGCAGAGCUUGAUGUUAAUCGCAAAUCAAUUCAAAGCCGUCGAACAUCAUCCCGCAUCCAUGAUCCAAUUGUGCAAGAGAAAAUGAAGUCUCUCACACCCGAUAUGUUCAAGCGUAAGACUCCUUUCCGUGAAAGACAACAAAAACAGAAACAAAAGUUGGGACUUCCGCUCUUCCCAACGACCACUGUUGGAUCUUUUCCCCAAACAAAAGAAGUCCGUUCUAUUCGCGCUAAGCUCAAGAAAGGUGAUGUAACUUUAGCACAAUAUGACGAUUUCAUGAAUAAAGAAAUCGAAAAAUGUAUUCGCUUCCAAGAAGGAAUUGACAUGGAUGUACUUGUACAUGGAGAAUUCGAACGUAAUGAUAUGGUGGAAUUCUUUGGUGAAAACCUGCAGGGAUACGUUCACAGUGAAAACGGAUGGGUUCAAUCUUACGGAUCACGUUGCACAAAGCCACCCAUUAUCUUUGGGGAUGUUUCUAGGCCAAAACCCAUGACUGUAGAAGUUAUUAAAUACGCUCAAUCCCUGACCAAAAAACUUGUGAAGGGCAUGUUAACGGGUCCAGUCACCAUGCUCCAAUGGUCAUUCGUUCGUGAUGAUCAACCCCGAAAGGACACCACAUACCAAUUGGCUCUUGCCAUUCUCCAAGAAGUACAGGAUCUCGAAGCUGCUGGAAUUUCUGUGAUUCAAAUUGAUGAGCCUGCUAUCCGUGAAGGUUUACCUAUCCGUAAAGAAGACUGGAAUGAGUAUCUCCAAUGGGCAGUUGACGCUUUCCUUCUUUCUAGUUGUGGUGUCGAUUGUUCCACUCAAAUUCAUACCCACAUGUGCUAUUCCGACUUUAACGACAUUAUCGAAGCGAUUCAACGGUUGGAUGCCGAUGUAAUUACAAUUGAAAAUUCAAGAUCCGACUUGAAGCUCUUGAAUGCGUUUGAAAAGCGCGAAUACACAAACGAGAUUGGUCCAGGUCUCUAUGAUAUUCACUCUCCCCGUGUACCUUCAACGGAAGAAUUGAAGACUCGUCUGAAAGAAAUCCUCAAAUAUAUUCCUAAGAAUCUUUUGUGGGUAAACCCUGAUUGUGGCUUGAAGACACGUGGAUGGAAAGAAGUCGAAGCAGCGCUGAAGAACUUGACAGAUGUCGCGAAGGAAUUUCGUGCGGCUGAGGCUGGUUGUUAA